CACUUGCGUAAAGAACCCAAAAAUAGAGACACAUACAAAAAGGAAACUGAAAUUUGAAACUUGAAGGCAACCAUUAAUUAGUUGACCAUCUUUCUUUCCAUUACCUACCGUACGUGCUUAUGAAACGCAUCACAUUCUUGUCAAACUUGCCGAAAGUGCUAUUGCCCCUUUGACCUCUCAUACAAACAAGCAUAAUACAAGUAUAAACCCCACACAAAAUCUUUUAAAAAAAUAACUUGAUUUUGACCUUUUUAAGGAUUUGUUUCCAUUUCCAAGAAUCAUUCAUAGUGCUUCGUUGAAUAUUCUCAACUUUUACCACAUGCUUCUCAUGUCUUUUGUCACAUAUUUAAACCCAAAAAGUCAUUAUUUUGUCUAAGUUCUGAAGCAUAUACAAGUUAAAAGUCAAGCGGGUUUUGGAACAGAGAUAGCUGGUUGACUCUUGGUAUUCAUUUUUCUUGCAAAUUCUUGAAGCUUCUGCAAGUUAAAAGUCAAUGUACCCAAGGGUCAAGGUGAGGGUACAGAAAGAAGAAGAUGAUGAGUAUGCUUAUGAGUCUUUGCCAUCUUUGAAGGCUUUUGAAUCCCUUUCCAUAAGCGACUUCUCUUCUUCAGUUCGUAUCUUUUGCUUCUUUCUGAUGGUGUAUAAAGACGAUUCUCCUACAUCAGUUGUGAGGAUACCCCGAGCAUGUAUUUUAAGUCCAGACAGACAUGGACUUCCAUUAUCAACAGGGAGAACCAAGGACAAUAGCCAAAAUAUUUUUGGAGGAAGCAAAACAAAUCCAAGGGCCACUUCAGUCCCACGACCACGUGCAGUCUUAUCAAGCCCGGAUAAUGAUCAAAUGAUAAGCACGAGGAGAAAGACGAAAGCAGAAGUAAUUUCAGGCUUGAAGAAUCACAAUGCAUGUCAAAAUAGACAUCACAUCAAGUGCAACGCUUUUCCAAAAUCAAUUCAAGCUGAAAAUCUUACAAGUGGACACAAGGGCUCAAACAAGACUGUUUAUGGGAAACUUGAUUCUCGAGCAAGAGCUAGGCUAGUGAAAGCCGAUCCAAGUCAAAGAACACACCUUUGGAAAGCAGAUCAAGAUUCUGUCUGUUCAAAGUAAAGAACUGAGUACUCCAUAUUGGCUAAGUAGUCAAACUCAUUCUUGUUUGCAUACAAUUCUGGAAGUUUUUCAGGGAAACUGUCCCUUGACCAAGUUAUAACUGAACUUGAAACUCUUCGUAGAGAAACCUUCUUAUGAUUCCUUUUAUGAAAAGAUUAAUCCUCUGUGCAGAAAAUUCUGCAUUAUCAGACUCUUGAUGUUUGCCUCUUAUGUUUAAUCGUGACUACACCGUAGUGAAGCGACAAAUGCUUAAUUUCAAAUUAACAGUGUUGUCAUCCAA
Molecule: messenger RNA, 1380 nt
Organism: Lycium barbarum (goji berry)
Lineage: Eukaryota; Viridiplantae; Streptophyta; Magnoliopsida; Solanales; Solanaceae
Exons: 6
Coding region: 492-1100 (202 amino acids)
Source: RefSeq, a predicted model, not a curated record